Messenger RNA from Rhizoctonia solani, 519 nucleotides. Its product is annotated as C2H2 zinc finger. Bases 1 to 519 code for a protein of 172 amino acids. The transcript has a single exon. The record is from RefSeq and is a predicted model, not a curated record. Lineage: Eukaryota; Fungi; Basidiomycota; Agaricomycetes; Cantharellales; Ceratobasidiaceae.
AUGUCCCGACAGGUAACCCUCCCAGUUGAAGAAGUUACACAAGAUUAUGCAUAUGAAUUGCAUACAAAUAUCCCAGACGGUACACUCGAGCAACCCUUGCCGCCGUUUCGGUCAUUUCCAGCCCGAAAUCGGGUCUCGCCUACCGGAAGCGGUAGAUCCGCCCCGCAGAAUAGAAAUUGGGAUAGCGACUUAGGAUCAAGCUCGGACGCAGCGUAUGACACUCCUCAUCGCCUGCAAACCAGUGGUGGCUCGGUAGCCCAUUCACAUCGACAAGGUAUAGAAGAAUCAACACUGACACUAGAUCGACAUGCGUCCACACUCCCCGAGUUCACUCCGUUUCCAGCUGCUGCCCCUUCAUCGCGAUAUGCACCUCCGCCCAGCUCGCGGGCAGAACCCACAAGACCUGUCCUCCCCCCGCUCAUCUAUCCAGAAGGCGCCGGUAGUGGUCCUUGGGCUUCUGAGCGAACCAUAAACUUGGUUGGUGAAAGCUCCACACCUGUUAUUAGAUACCCCAGGUAA